AUGGAGCUCCAACACACGACGAGGCGACUGCUGACUGCCGGCGAAGUGCCGUCUUGGUAUGCUCACAACUCGUACAUUCGCACCGGCUAUCGCCCUGUUACCAACUCCGCCAAGCUCUGCUUCGAGAGCCUUGGGCAUGUGCAUAAUGAGACGCUUAAUAUCUACACUCACCUUGUGCCUGCUGGCAUUGCCGUUGUAGGCAAUUAUAGUUUUUAUGUGUACUUUAGCUCUCACUAUCCCGAUGCAUCUUGGAGAGACCAGCUGGUGUUUCAUAUAUACUUGUCGACGUCUAUUAUUUGUUACGGAAUCUCGUCAAUGUAUCACACGUUGCUUUGCCAUUCUGAGACAUGGGCGAGUCUUUGGGCCCGGAUGGAUUACGUUGCCAUCGUUUUCCAGAUCCUGGGGUCGUUUAUUUCGGGCAUUUAUAUAGGCUUUUAUUGUGAGCCCAACCUGCAGAAAUUGUAUUGGACAAUGAUUGGAACGCUGGGGCUUUUAACUGGCAUUGUUGUUGUAAGUCCCGGGCUUCAGAGUGCUAAAUGGCGCAUGCUCCGACUCUCUACCUUUGUUGCCACGGGGUUCUCUGCUUUUGCACCCAUUAUCCAUGCCGCCACCAUCUUUCCAUAUGAUCAACUAGACAAACAAGCUGGCCUUCGCUACUAUUACCUCGAGGGUCUCUCAAUUCUGACAGGUGUUAUGUUUUACGUUACGCAUUUCCCAGAGUCUCGAAUACCCGAGAAAUUCGACAUUUUUGGCGCGUCUCAUCAGAUUUUUCACUCCUUUGUGGUAUUGGGGGGUGUUAUUCACUUUUAUGGCAUUCUAAAUGCCUUCGAUUGGAACUAUAACAACCCUCGUUGUGGUUUAUGA
Molecule: messenger RNA, 864 nt
Organism: Trichoderma virens Gv29-8
Lineage: Eukaryota; Fungi; Ascomycota; Sordariomycetes; Hypocreales; Hypocreaceae
Product: mPR-like GPCR protein
Exons: 4
Coding region: 1-864 (287 amino acids)
Cellular component (GO): membrane
Molecular function (GO): signaling receptor activity
Source: RefSeq, a predicted model, not a curated record